Symsagittifera roscoffensis is the source of this 1565-nucleotide messenger RNA. RefSeq names its product pleckstrin homology domain-containing family F member 2-like. The transcript is spliced from 11 exons. NCBI's taxonomy places the organism in Eukaryota, Metazoa, Xenacoelomorpha, Acoela, Convolutidae. The record is from RefSeq and is a predicted model, not a curated record. Gene Ontology annotation, molecular function: phosphatidylinositol binding; metal ion binding. Gene Ontology annotation, biological process: endosome organization; endosome to lysosome transport. The coding region runs from base 24 to 839 and encodes 271 amino acids. Gene Ontology annotation, cellular component: early endosome.
GAACUUAUUAAAUAGAUAAGUUUAUGGGUACUUCGGUGGAGGAUUUUGAGCAGAUUGACAAAUCCUUCAAACCUCUCUAUCGGGAUGAGGGUAACAGGUCAAGAAUACGGACGAUCGAGGAACAUCUGGGCUUUUCAAUCACGCCGCCGAGCGGACUUCGGACGAAGGAGUUUUGUCUGAUAGGGGAGGGGAAUUUGAAGAAGAUCUGCAGGAAAGUGCCAAAGGAGAGAUACUUUGUCCUCUUCUCACACCAGCUCAUCUAUUGCAAUUUCCCACCUCAGGAUAGGAACAUGCGCAGACCGCUGCUGAAGACGAAAGUGAUGAACACGUGUGGUAUGGACGUGGAGGAGUGCUCCAACUUCCAAGUGGGAGACAUGAGCUACGAACACUGUCUCAAGAUCCAAACUGCAGAAAAGAGUUUCAUAGUGGUGAUGGAGAGUCCCGAUGAGCAGAUGGCUUGGCUGGACUACAUCCGCAGUGCCAUACAACACUCCAACAUGAACUAUAUGGUAAAACCGAAGAAGAUGACUUCGUCGGCUCCUGUGUGGACCCCUGAUCAAAACUGCUCCGUCUGUCCUGUGUGCAACAAGACCAAGUUCACAGCCAUCAACAGACGACAUCAUUGUCGAAAGUGUGGGACUCUGAUGUGUGGAGACUGUCAAAGAUAUCAGGAGGACAAAGCUAAGAAGAAGAAGGAAAAGGUGUGCUUCAUGUGCCUAGACAUUGCCAAAGGGAAAUCAUCUUUCCAAUCGCCUUCCCAAAUGGUGCCUUUACCCAAGACAGUAUCAGACGAAGAGAGAGCACAGUUAGCUGCACAACAGAAGGAUCCGCACUUAUAAGCACAGAAGCAGAUGGAUAUGAGAAAUGUGAUUCCGGCGUCAGCAGAAGUGGCCAUACAGUACGACACUGACUCAUCCUCUGAUGACGAUGACGACUAGGCUCACCGAUUCCAAUGCUCAAUCUAAACAUUCCUGUUACAUCAUCUAUCUGCUCUACUCUGGUCGCUAUUAGAGGCUGUUUUUAUGGCAUAAGAUCCAAAUGACAGAAACUAUUUUUUUUUCAGCUGAAAUUAUCUCGAAUUUGUGAAUAGUCGUAGGGCUUUGUAUAAGAUUGUUGAAAACUGAAUUUGGGUCGCUAAUUACAAAUUUCUGUCAUUUGGCGCUUCUGCUGCGAGAGAUUAUCUUUCUACUUGAAAGUUGUUGCAUUAACUUGUUUGUUAUAAUGCAGUUCGAUGCUACUUCACGAUAUCCCUCAAUCUCUGUUUUAAAAUGGAUGACGAAUAAUUGUUAAGUCACGAGUAAUUGCAAAAGAUAGAAGAAGACUGCUCGUAUCAGGGCGAUGCCCUGAAUGUUCCGACUGCCUUUUAAGGUCAAUGGAGCAGCAUACAUGAAAAAUUUAAAUGUAAUAAACUAAAAUUGAAACUUAAAAAAAGUUAGAUUUUUUUGUGAAAACAUCCCCCACACGCCAUAUUAAGUACAAAGUGAUAGUUUUUGCUCCUAUUAACAAAUCAAUUAUGGCAUAUAAGCUUCCUUGAACCAAUUUGGAACGAUUUAUAAGACGGAUUA